CCAUCAUGCCUUUCGCUGUUGACACCCUGAGCGGGAAGUUAGAAAGACAGCUGUGCACUUAGUCUACAGUUAUUAAUUUAGCUCCUCGUUUAAACUGUAAGGAGUGAGCGAAAAUGCACAAUGAGACCAGCCUGCAGAGUGACACCAAGGACGAGCGAGCCUCCACCGCCUUCGGAAGGUACAAGUACACCGCUGAUGAGUACCAAGCGGUCCAGAAUGCACUGCGACGGAAUCUUGGGCCAGAAUACAUCAGCAGCAGAAUGGCAGGAGGUGGUCAAAAGGUCUGCUACAUUGAGGGACACAGGGUGAUUAGCCUGGCCAAUGAGAUGUUUGGGUACAAUGGGUGGUCCCACUCCAUCUCCCAGCAGAAUGUUGAUUUUGUGGAUCUCGUCAACGGCAAAUUCUAUGUUGGUGUCAGUGCGUUUGUCAAGGUCCAGCUGAAGGAUGGCUCAUACCAUGAAGACGUGGGCUAUGGCGUGAGUGAGGGGCUGAAGUCCAAAGCCUUGUCACUGGAGAAGGCCAGGAAAGAAGCCGUUACUGACGGUUUGAAGAGAGCCCUCAAGUGUUUUGGAAAUGCUCUGGGGAACUGUAUCCUGAACAAGCAGUACCUCAUGGCCAUCAACAAGGUUCCCAAGCAGCCCCAGCCUCCCCUGGACCCGAACCAGACGAAGCGCCUGGACGGUGAGCCCCUAGUGGAGAAGGCGAGGUACUGCAGUCUGCAGCAGGGGGACCGGUGCGGGAGUGGGGCCGGUGGCAGAGGCAGCAGCGACGGCUUGGGAACGUCCGCUAGGGCCCCUCUGGAGCAGCCGAGAGCUGAGCCGGGGCUCCAGGAGAGCGGUGGAGCCAGGGACCCGCCGCCACACACCCCAGCCCUGCAGGACAGCGAGAACAGGCACACCGGCACCUCCAGAGAGUCGAUGACAGUAGAUGUAGACGUGUCCUCAGACACAGACCCCAGACAGCAGCGGAAACUUAAGCAGCAGCAACAACAGCAAAGGUUUCGCCAGGAGAUGGAGGCCCGAAAGAUGCAGAGCGAGAAGCCACAGCUGCAGGCCAAGGAAGAAAACACAGCGCCACCCAGGGGAGAGGAGGCCCCAAGCAACUUUCAUGGGCGGUCAGGCUCCCUGGGCCAGGAUGAUUGGCGGGUCAACCACAGCACACCCGCCGGCCCCCGGGCGUCCCUCAACGCUGAGGACGAGUUCCUGGCAGAGGACCCGGAGCUGUGGGACUUGAACCUGGACGACAUCGACACCCUGGAGGCCCAGGCCGGGGGUGACCGGGGCUCGCACCCCUCCGCACAGGGCAACGGGCACCAGAUGACGACCCGCAGCAGGACUCCGCAGAGAGUGCCAUCGCUCCGGGCUCCUGUUCGGCCCCAGGAACCACAGCCCACAAACAGCUACCAGAACCGGCACCAGAUUCAGCACCAGCACCAGCACCAGCACCCCGCUCUCCACAUGGGCAAUUCCACCCAUCAAGAUGCUUCAAUCAGCCCACACAGACACGGACAUCAUGUGAAGAAGCGGAGACUGGAGCCCAGAUGACGACAUACUAGAGACAUUUAAGCCACUUCUUCUCUUGCACAUCUGUACAUAUUUCAUAUGGA
Molecule: messenger RNA, 1606 nt
Organism: Conger conger (European conger)
Lineage: Eukaryota; Metazoa; Chordata; Actinopteri; Anguilliformes; Congridae
Gene: rad52
Product: RAD52 homolog, DNA repair protein
Exons: 12
Coding region: 114-1544 (476 amino acids)
Biological process (GO): double-strand break repair via homologous recombination; mitotic recombination; DNA recombinase assembly
Cellular component (GO): nucleus
Source: RefSeq, a predicted model, not a curated record